This is a messenger RNA of Anoplophora glabripennis (Asian longhorned beetle), 3760 nucleotides long. Its product is annotated as putative transferase CAF17 homolog, mitochondrial. The record is from RefSeq and is a predicted model, not a curated record. Bases 174 to 1250 code for a protein of 358 amino acids. The transcript has 2 exons. Gene Ontology annotation, cellular component: mitochondrial matrix. Lineage: Eukaryota; Metazoa; Arthropoda; Insecta; Coleoptera; Cerambycidae. Gene Ontology annotation, molecular function: protein binding.
UAGACCUUGAGUUGAGUUCAUAAGGUUUAUGGAGUUAUGGUUAUGGAUAUUUCAGAAUUUAAGGAUGUUUAGGUUAAGGUGUACCGAAUAAAGUGGAGAAAAUAAAGUCUAAGCCCUAAGAUGAGCCCUGAUAUUUUAUUUAAGUUUAUGAAUGCAGUAUAAGACAAUUUACAAUGUUUACUUUUAAAAAGGUAGCUAGUUUUUGUUGUUCCAAGAGGAUGUUGUCAGCUAAUGGAAAUUUUAGAAUAAUAUUAGAACAUUUAAAAGAAAGAUCUCUCAUUCGUGUAGCAGGUGAAGAUGUAGAAGCACUUUUGCAAGGUUUAAUUACUAAUGAUAUUCAUCAUCUGGGCCAAUAUUCAGGUGGUUCAAUGUACACAAUGUUUUUGAAUACAAGGGGAAGAGUUUUAUAUGAUACUAUGAUAUACAGAGCCGAAGAAAAUAAUACUUAUUAUGUGGAAUGUGACAAAUUUGCAGUAGAACCUAUUCAGAGACAUUUAAAAAUGUAUCGUGUUAAACGUAAAGUUGAAAUUUCUAGUUUGGGUGAAAAAUAUGCAAUUCAUUCAUUAUUUAAAUUUAGAAGGCUAAGCCUAGACAGUAAUUCAAAAUUAAACAGAAUUGAAGGUGUUAUUAUGCCGUGUGAUAAACUAAAAGGUACUUUGCCAGAAACUUCAUCUACUCUUAAAAUAUAUAAGGAUUUAAUAAUAUUCAAGGAUCCUAGGGUUGUAGAAUUAGGUUCUAGAAUAAUAUCAAAAGUAGGCACUAACGUAAAAGAUCAAAUCUGUGAAGUAAUAGGUAAUGUUGAUACACCUACUGAAGACAUGAAUUAUAAAAUCUUUCGGUAUAGUCUUGGAGUUGGAGAAGGAUUUAAUGAUUUGCCUGUUGCUAACUGUUUUCCGUUAGAAUGCAACUGCGACUAUUUACAUGGCAUUAGUUUUCAUAAAGGUUGUUAUAUUGGGCAAGAACUUACAGCAAGAACCCAUCAUACAGGAGUAAUUCGUAAACGUUUAAUGCCAUUAUAUUUUAAUCAAAUUCCUACAAAGUUACCAACUGAUAAUGUUAUUUUAUACAAAAAUGUUAACUUGGGUCGACUUAGAGGUAUUGAAGGCAAUGUGGGUUUAGCUUUAUUAAGAAUUAGUAAAGCUUUAGAUUUUGGUGAAUUUAGUGUAGGAAACGGUAUAGCAAAAGUAAUCAAGCCUAGUUGGUGGCCUCUUGAAGCACCCAAAGAAAAAGUGAAUGUAGAAAAAAACUGAUUCAUUUUAAUAUUACUUUAUUAUUAUGUUUUAUAUAAAAAAUUGCAGUGAGUUACCUGAAAUGAAACAACAAUAAGCAAUACAUAAUGUUAAUGAGAAUGCUAAUAAGAAAAUCUGGAAUUGUUGAAAAAACUACAAUUGAAUUGUACCAAUAAACAGAUUUUUUUUCAAUGUAAUUAAUUUAUUAAAGAUGUGAUUCCAUUAAAAACAGUUAUUUAAUUAAAAAUCUUUGUAAUUGUUAUAUCUGGAUACAAUAGUAGCGACUGGUAGUCAUAAUUUAAUAAUGAAAUGUGGGACCCAUACUCUUAUUAGGUGAUUAUUUCUUUGCUCACAUAGAAAACUUCUGAAUUAAAUUUUUGAAAUAAAAAGUUAAUAUUGUGAUAACCUCCUCUGUGACCUCAAAAGAGAGUUGCAUGUAUAUAAGUAAAUACUGUCUAUAUUGCGGGGUCAACGAGGUCAAGUAAAACUUUCUUUUUACUUUUCAUUUUAUGAAGGAAAGUCGUCCCUUUGGUCGCCCCUGUCAAAAAUUCUGCUUGGGUUUAAACGUGCAAAAGUGUAGUAGAAAGAAAUAUACAUGGUGUAUUUAAAUGGAGGGGUACAAAUGAUACCAGAGAUUCCUUGGGUGAAAAUAACGAUUUAACCCAAGUCGCAUAAUAAAAAAGAUAGGAUAUCAAAGUGAAACCCCAGUAUACAGCUUUUAGUAACAGAAUAUGAAAUACUGGAUUUUUUUGAACAAAAAAAGUAUAUUGAAAAUGUCUAAAGCCAGUUGGGAGAUAUUUUUAAUUUCAUAAAUUAGUGUUACGGAUUUACACCUCCAUGAAUACCAAGCUACAGACACUUUUGUUAAUAAAUUUAGAACACAUUGCCUCACAGUACUUAUUAGUUGCGUAUCUGUAUUUUAAAAUUCGACCAAAAGGGGGCGCAGGAAUCAACUGAGACCAUAUUAUUUUUCCUGUGUUAAAUUUACUUUACUCUUUUUGCAUAUAAUUUUAGCAUGUGUCAGUACACUUGUUGCAUAAUUUCUAUUUAAUUGUUUUUUCGGUAUCUUUAUUAAAAAACAAAUUUUCUUGUGCAUGUGAAAUUAUUUAAACCCUGCAUUAAAGAAAUCUCGUAAGAAAUAACAGUUCAGGUGAAAAUAUAUUGCGCAAAACAACUAAAACCAAUAGAUAAUUUAAGAGAAACAAUUGGCUGACAAUAAAAACAAACAAGAUUUUUUAAAGGAUAUUUUCAAAGUAAUUUCCUUUUUUUUGUAAGCAUAAUCUAAUUCUACAAUUAAAAUUACGACGAACUUUUGAAAAAAUAUGUAUGUCAUUCUUUACUUUCUCAGCUGUUGCAAAAAUUCUUUUACGAAGCAUCUCCACAAUAGUGUUGGAAUAAACAACAUUUUUUAAGUGACCCCAUAAAAAAUAGUCCAAGGAUGUGAGAUCCGGUGAUCGCGCAGACCAUUUGACUGGAGCAUCAUUCCCUCAACCUAUCCAUCUACCAGGAAAAUUUAAAUUUAACCAUUAUCUAACAGCUAAUGUACUAUGAGCAGGAGCUCUGUCAUGUGUGUACCAUAUGUUUUCAUGGAUAGCUAGUGGCACAUUUUCAAGCAAUAUUGGGAGUUGCUCAUUUAAAAAUCUCACGCCGAGGAAGAAUAAAUGGACCAAUAAGAUAAUCUCCUACGAUUCCUGCCCAUACAUUUAAACUAAAAUUCUGUUGAAAUUUGGAUGUACUUACAAACUUAGUGAAGAUUUUCAUCAGACCAUGAGUGAUUAUUGUAAUGGUUCACUAAACCAUGUCUUUGAAAUGACGCUUCAUCACCAAACAAAGUACUGGAUAAAAUAUUUUUGUUUUCCCUUGAAAUGUUCAUAUAUCAUUGACAAAAAUGUAUCCUGUUAGAUAAAUCCCCAGCAGUUAAUUCCUGCACAGGUUCUAGAUGGUAGGGGUAUAAAAGAUAAUCAUUCACAAUUUUCCAAAUCGUAGUAUGUGAAAUGUUAUACUGUGUCGCCAAUUUUCUGGUACUAGUUUCAGAAUUCUGAUCUUGUAAAUUGACAAGGACAACUUCUUCAAGUUCUAGAUCACGAAUAAGACAUCUUCUGCCAGUACCUUCAGGACGAAGUUGAGUGUGUCUGUUUCCUUGAAGUCUUCUUUCUAACACCGCAAAAGUUUUUCUAGCAGGAACAAGACGAUUGCUAUAUCUGGCAUGAUAAAUUCGUACAGCAGCAGCACAGUUCUUGUAACAUUCAAAAAAUACUUGCAACAUAUUGACAUACUCAUCAUUAGUAGGUAUACAUAAUUUGUUAUUUUAUUUUAUUCAAAUCCAAAACUAUUUAAUAUUUAGGACGCAGGUAAAUGGUGACUAAAAUCGCUUUAAACUAAUACUUCAAAACUCAAAUGACAUUUACCUACUUGAUUUUUUAAUUUAUUUAAGCAACUUGAACCUUGGUAUUAGCGGAGGUAUAAAUCUGUAACAUUAAUUUAUGAAAUUAAAAAUAUCUCCUCAAUGGUUGGCUUUAGCCAUUUUCAAU